Bombus impatiens (common eastern bumble bee) is the source of this 2380-nucleotide messenger RNA. RefSeq names its product tektin-3. NCBI's taxonomy places the organism in Eukaryota, Metazoa, Arthropoda, Insecta, Hymenoptera, Apidae. The transcript has 9 exons. Gene Ontology annotation, biological process: cilium movement involved in cell motility; cilium assembly. The record is from RefSeq and is a predicted model, not a curated record. The coding region runs from base 1 to 1536 and encodes 511 amino acids. Gene Ontology annotation, cellular component: nucleus; microtubule cytoskeleton.
AUGGAGAGUACCAAAAUUGAGGGACAACAAGAAACUGUUAUGUACUCGCAACUUCAACCAUGGACUACGGUGGGUGUUCUACCAUGUAUGGAACAAAUUAUUGGUCCACCGAUUCCAGUAAGAGUUGGAGAAUUUCAUAAAACUCCAAAACCACAUCCAUGGCGUCCUACUUUAGGAUAUGAAAUCGUAGAAACAUCUCCGCUACCUGCACAACCUAUGACAAAUUUACUUGCUAAUACCUGUUAUAUGCCAAAAGGAAUGACUACGGAACCGUUACGAUUUCCUAAUCUGGUAACUGGUUUCGAUAGAAAUCCUGCACACGCCGCACGAGCUGCACUUUUUACAAGAUAUGGUCCAUACGAAUGGGUGGAGAAUCAGCUAAAACUUUAUAAUGAAUCUGAUAGCAACAGAAAUUUCUCUGAAAAUUUAAGAGCGGAUACUGUUCGAAUGAUGCGAGAGGCCGAUGAGAAAGUACAGAACGGCCAAACUGAAAGCGGUCGUAAAUUGGGAGAAAGAAUUACGGAUACUACUUUUUGGAGGAAUGAAGUGGCUUCAGAACUGGAAAGAUUAAUAAUAGAAAAUACAAGAAUGCAAGAGUGCCGUCGAAACUUACAAACAACGAUACAAAGUUUAGAGGGUCAACUGCACAUAGCGCAGGAAUGUUUAUAUUAUCGUGAAGCUAGGACAGGUUCUGAUUUGGUACAUGACCAAGCUGAGCACGUUCUUUUAAAAGAGGUUGAGGUAGUCAGAAAUUGUCAAAAUAAGUUAGAACACUUUACGGACAAAUGUGUUAAUCAGCUUACAAACAGUAGAGCAGUACAAAAUCAGUUAGAAAUUGAUAUAAAAAAUAAAGAAACUGCACUUGGAAUUGAUGUUACUUGUCACCAAAUGAAUAAUUUCAGUCGUGGAUUAAAAUAUUACGGUGGUAUUGAAAAAUAUGAUCCAAGUGUUACAGAAGCCGAAUCAUGGGCUGAAGUUUCCAAUAAUGUAGUAAAAAAAUCACAAAAAGAACGGGAGAAAUCUAAUCAAUUACGAAGCGAUAUAGAAGUCGCGAUAGAUGCAGUUGGUCAUGAGAUGUGGGAAGCAUGGGGAAAUGCAAAUAAUGCAUUAGCCAGGAGAGCUGCAGAAAUGCUUGAAGCAAAAGAAAAAUUACAAAUACAUUUACAUAAAAUCCAACAAGAAAUUUUUGCAAUUGAAAAAAAUCUACAAUUAAUGCAAAAAGCCAUCACAGAUAAAAGUUCUGCUCUUAAAGUCGCACACACUCGAUUAGAAAGCAGAAUACAUCGACCAGCUGCAGAAUUAUGUAAAGAUCAUGCUCAACUUAGGAUGAUUGAGGAAGUAGAAACAAUAAAUACAAUGAUACAUGAUAUGAAUUUAAAAUUACAAAGAUUUGAAGCACAACAUCAACAACUUUUACGCACUAGGUCUAAUUUAGAAAGUGAUUUAAAAUCCAAAGUUGAUUCAUUAUUUAUUGAUAGGGAAAAGUGUAUGGGCAUGCGAAGAAGUUAUCCGAUUGCAUCAGUUAUAAAGUUUUGAAUCAUAUAUGCAACACGUUUCUAAUUGUAAAUAUAUAAAAAACAAUGUCAUUUAUUUGUUCUGUUUAUUCUUUUUUAUAAUAUCAUACAUAAAAAACUUAUUUUAUCGUUCGACUGUUUUGUAAAAGUGUAAUAAAAAUAGCUUUUUACUCUUUUAAGUAUGUUUCUGUUUUUAACAAUAACAAAAAAGUUAUUAACACUGAAUUUAAUAGUACGUAAGAUUACUUUAUUAACGAAAUAAAUCUAAUAUGUUUAAUAUAUUGUAAUAUCACAUUAGCCAUUCUGCUAUUGUAUUCUUACAUACAGUUAAUGACCCAAAUCUAAACUUUCUGUAUUUCUGCUAUGAAUUUUAGAACUAUUCAUGCAGAGCAAUAAAUAUUUAAUCUACAUAUUUUAAUGUAUAAAGAGAUUAACACGUUUGCUGUCAGUAUCAUAUAUGUAUGUGUUAAUUUAGAUAUAAUCUUAAUGUGUGAGAUAAAUAUUAGGUUGUCUGAAAAGUUUCUUUCGUUUUAUAAGGAAAUAAUAGAUGCACAAUGUUUUUUGUUUUAUAUUAGUUUAUUGAAUUAUUCACAAACAUAAUAGAAAUAGAACGAAAUGGAUCAUACCUAAUUCAAUAAAAUAAUAUAAAACAGAAAUUGUUACUCAUCUAUUAUCACCUUAUGAAACGAAAGAAACUUUUCGGAAAACCUAAUAGAUAUAUUAUAUUUAGCAUGCUUGGAUGAAAAAAAUCGCAAUUAUUGACCAGUGAUGGAUGUUUUGUUCUAAUGCACUAUAGUAACAAACGUGUUAGGUGAUACUUCUUAUUUGUAAACCACUAUUUACAAAGUUUUUCAUAUCAAGUUAUU